Molecule: messenger RNA, 693 nt
Organism: Bacidia gigantensis
Lineage: Eukaryota; Fungi; Ascomycota; Lecanoromycetes; Lecanorales; Ramalinaceae
Exons: 2
Coding region: 1-693 (230 amino acids)
Biological process (GO): copper ion transmembrane transport
Cellular component (GO): membrane
Molecular function (GO): copper ion transmembrane transporter activity
Source: RefSeq, a predicted model, not a curated record
AUGUCAUCCACCAUAUCCGCUGCCAGCUCUACCGCAAGCCCAAUGUCAAUGGACAUGGGCGGCGGCAUGGAUAUGGGAGGAGGCGGCGAAUGCAAGAUUUCUAUGCUCUGGAACUGGAACACCAUCGACGCCUGCUUCCUCACUUCGUCAUGGCAAAUCACAUCCGCAGGCAUGUUCGCCGGCUCCUGCAUCGGCGUCAUUGCCCUUGUCAUGAUGUUAGAAUUUCUGCGUCGUGUCCAACGCGAGUAUGAUCGCAUUGUUCAGAGCCAAUCGAGAAGUGUCAAUACACCUCUGUCUCACCGCCACCGACAUCAUGUCGCACGCGACGCAUCUCACGGCGGUGUUGACACUGCGAAAGUCAGCGACGACGAGAGCUCCGACUCUACCGCGCAGGACGCCGGAAAAAGCAAGAUCAUGAACACAACCAUCGCCAGUACGGAUAGCUCCUUGACACACAGCCAUAGUCCUCACCCCCACACAUUCAUCGCGAACUCAGGCCGCCAAAGCCAAUGGCGUAGUAUCCUCCAGCAAACCAUCCGCGCAUGCAUCUACACCUGCCAAUUCUUCGUCGCUUACAUUGUGAUGUUGCUGGCUAUGUACUACAAUGGCUACAUCAUCAUCAGUAUCUUGAUCGGAGCUUUCCUGGGCCACUUUUUCUUCGGCUGGGACUUAGCGAAGGGAGGAGAGCGGUAA